GCGGUGCAAAUAUAAAAUCGGGAAUAAGAGAUGCUGGAAAGUAAAUUGAUGUAUGAACAUUACCCAAAGAGUGAAAUCGGCACCAGAAGGUUGUUUAUUCCUUUUCUACUCUGAAGACAGCCGAAGCGAGGAUUUGGUGAAGGAAAAUAGGAUUUCCUAGUUUACUGGGUUUUUCCUCUGUAUUACCAGCACAGACUGUAUCAUCUCCUUCAGUCAUGGCUCCCUCACUGGCCACAGCCUUCUCCAGGCGAUGGUGGAUGGCGAUUACUGCGGUCAUCGAAAACCUGUUGUUCUCUGCUGUUCUGCUCGGAUGGGGCUCACUGCUCAUUAUGUUAAAAUCAGAGGGCUUUUACUCCUACCUCUGCAGAGAACCAGGUAACAGUACAGGGAAGAACAUAUCUGAGAAUGAAAACAAUACGACAGAAGUCCUGAGAGGUGAAGAGGAGGAUAAUCUUCAGAUGAAUGGCUGGUCCAUCUGUAAAGAGCAAGAUGAAAUGCUGAACCUGGCCUUCACAAUCGGCUCCUUCCUCCUCAGCGCCAUAACGCUGCCCCUCGGCAUCAUCAUGGACAAAUACGGCCCACGCAAAUUAAGGCUGCUUGGCAGUGCCUCGUUUGCCCUCUCCUGCGUCAUGAUUGCAUAUGGGGCUAGUGACCCUAGAAAUCUUUCCAUCCUAAUCUUCUUCGCGCUGGCGCUGAAUGGGUUUGGAGGAAUGUGCAUGACCUUCACUUCGCUAACACUUCCCAGCAUGUUUGGUGAUCUCCGCUCCACUUUCAUCGCACUCAUGAUUGGCUCUUAUGCUUCAUCCGCCGUCACCUUCCCAGGAAUAAAGGUGAUCUAUGACCUUGGUGUUGCCUUCAUCACCAUCCUCCUGGUGUGGGCUGGCUGUGCCGGCCUGGUCUACAUCAACUGCUUCUUCAACUGGCCACUCGAGCCAUUCCCUGGACCCGAGGAUAUGGAUUACACCGUGAAGAUCAAGUUCAGCUGGCUGGGCUUUGACCAUAAGAUCACAGGGAAACAGUUCUACAGGCAGGUGACCACCGUUGGUCGGAGAUUGAGUGUUGGCCACUCAAUGAAGAACAAUCCUCAACAGCUGGCCACCCAAGAGGGCAAUAAACUCUGCCUGUCCACCGUUGAUCUGGAGGUCCAGUGCAAGUCUGAGGAGGAAUCCCAGUCCUUCAUGCAGAGCAUCUUUAGCCCCAUAUUCAUGCUCAGCCUCAUCACAAUGUGUGUGACUCAGCUCCGUCUCAUCUUCUACAUGGGGGCCAUGAACAAUAUUCUGGAGUCACUUUCAUAUGGAGACCUAAGCAAAGUGAGCACGUACACAUCUAUCUUCGGGGUGCUACAGUUGCUGUGUCUCCUGACGGCCCCUGUGAUCGGUUACAUCAUGGACUGGAGGCUCAAAGAGUGUGAGGACGAAAAUGAAAAACAAGUUGCAAAGGAUCCUACUCAGCCAAAGAAACGCGACAAGCAGAUCCAGAAGAUCAUCAAUGCCACCCGUGCAUUCAUCUUCACUAAUUUGCUGCUGGUCGGCUUUGGAUUGACCUGCCUUGUUCCCAAUCUUCCUCUACAGAUUUUGUCUUUUGUGUUGCACACCAUUGUGAGAGGCUUUAUCCACUCUGCCGUUGGCGGCUUGUAUGCAGCUGUGUACCCUUCUUCUCAGUUCGGCAGUCUGACGGGAAUGCAGUCCCUUAUUAGCGCACUUUUUGCAUUGCUGCAGCAGCCUCUCUUCAUGGCCAUGAUGGGCCCGCUGGAUGGAGAUCCACUCUGGGUUAACGUGGGGUUACUGGUCUUGAGCAUGCUGGGAUUCUGCCUGCCCAGUUAUCUUCUGUGUUACGGCAGGCGGCUGCGUCGAGAGAAGCAAGAGCGCGAGGAAGACCCCAAGAUCUAUGUCCAGAUCAACAACAGCGCAACCCCUGAGGCCUUUGUCUAACUGCAACGCACAAAUGACAGCAGCUAGCAUAAAGACCAGGAUGAAGGAGGGUGGGAAAUAAAAGAAGAGAACGGAAUGUCACAAGAAGAGUGAUAAACACCUCCCUGAUUCCUCCUCCUGUCUGACACACAUACACACACACUCAUAUUUUCUCAACAGGCACAUACUGUAACACUCAGACAGGCACAAAAUGCAGCCAAAGCAACCAAGAGUCUCACAAUGUGCCACACAAAAACACGUUUACGUGCAAUGGACUGAAUAGACACUGUGAAAGGCAGGUCUAGAAAAACAAAUGAUGCCUUUUACAUACUGCCUGACAAGAAAGAAGCGCAAGCCCCUUUUUUCUCACGAUUUGAUUUCACAGCACAACGAAGCAGAAUCAGUGAAAUCCUCUCAAGUUUGAGGGAGUCAGAUGAUUCCUGAACAGAGUAUUACUGCAUCACUAGUGUUCAUCUAUGUUGCCAAGUUUCUUUCAAACAUUUCUGCAUUUUUGUGAACUGAUUUUAAAUCACUAUGAACACUUUACGUUGCUCUCAGCUAGCGAGAUGAGGACCCUUCAACUGAGGUUUGAAUAUGACAAACUGCCUUCAAGCUGAAUGUGGGUUUUCAUCGGAAGUGGAGAGAUACAUCAUAUACAGUACAAGCAUGCUUUGGACAGCAUGAGCAUGAAACUGCACCUUUUCUGAACUGGGCUGAUUUUAAUGGAUUUCCGGACAUGGCACCUGAGGCUAAUGUAACCUAAACACAAUUGUAGUAUGAGAAUAGUGCUAUUAUUUGCUUUGUUUCAGUACAUCUACAUGCAAGAUGAUGCAUUUUGUACAUAUCGGUACAUUCAGAAGGUGGUAUUUUGGGGAUUAGCCUCACAUUUCGAUCAAGAGACUGAUCUUCACCAGCAAUACUAUUCCACACCAAUCUUACCGUACCCUACACCACUUAGCCAUGCAGUACUGCUGGUUAAGCUUCACUUGUUAGUGUUCUUUCAUUGUAUUGACUCUAACAAUUAUUCAGGGUGUUUCACUUUUAGAGUAAUAAUUCAUAUCAGAUGGAUUCAGCUGCAGUAUGAUCCCUUCUUGCUUUGUUUUGUGCGUUGAGGGGUACAAAAUGAGACACAGUGUACUCUCGGUAAAGAGAUUAGAUGCCAUUAGAUGCAUAAUUACAAAGGUGCAUACAUUAGCCAUUACAAAGUAUAUGCAUUCUAUUCCAACCUCCUUCAUACAUAUAAAACCAGGUUAGCCAUACAAGAUACAAGAUUUUUGUGUAUGUUCUCAUGAUUUCUAGUCAGGUUACCAUUUAACUACGGUGCUUGCUAGAAUAGAAAAGCAGGUCAAGAUGAACAUUAGAGAAACCAAUUGCAGAAUUUAGUUGGCUACUCAACCUUAAGGACUUGAAUUUCAUUCAUAGCGAUUAAAAAAGGGAGACUUUUGAGACAUGCUUGAAGACAAUCCCUUUGGAAGACCCUUAUAUUUGUAGCUUAUAAUCAGUUUCAGGCCAUAUUGGUGCCCUAUGAAAGACAAAAUGUGUUAACUACAUAUAAUCGAGGGAAGGGCAUGGGUCUUUUAGACUGACAUGUUGCAUGACAGAUGGGUAAUUUCAUAAAACAGUAUGAAAAAUUAUGUAAAACCAAUCGAAUAACUUUGAAAUCACGUUUCUUGAUUCCAGUGUUGAUGUUGUUCAGUGAAAGCAUUGAAUUGAAGAUGUUAGGGUUUGGGUUUAGUCACCCUUGCUCACUUUAACAGUAUUUUCACUGUAAACUUAUCUGAAAUAGAUUAUUUCUCCAUAACUGAGAGACAAACGCAGAUGUUUGUAUGAGAUCUUGGAUAGAAUGAAGUAAAUAUCUUCUCAACAGUGGCCAUAAAUGUGACCUUCCUUUGUGACCCGACAGGUCAGAUCCACCCAGCAACAUCCACUUAUUGUCUGUCACAUGUUUUUGUGAAUAUUUUGUCAAAGCCGAGGCUAGAUGUGAGUCCUGUAUGGAUUCACUUGGAUAUUGCAAGUGAAUUCGAAUCUUAAGCUGUACUGUACUAAGCAUAAUGAAUGUGAGAGUGAACUCAUUUGCUCUCAGAAA
Carassius auratus (goldfish) is the source of this 3996-nucleotide messenger RNA. Its product is annotated as large neutral amino acids transporter small subunit 4-like. Gene Ontology annotation, molecular function: L-amino acid transmembrane transporter activity; neutral L-amino acid transmembrane transporter activity. The record is from RefSeq and is a predicted model, not a curated record. Bases 216 to 1931 code for a protein of 571 amino acids. The transcript is spliced from 14 exons. Gene Ontology annotation, biological process: transmembrane transport; neutral amino acid transport. NCBI's taxonomy places the organism in Eukaryota, Metazoa, Chordata, Actinopteri, Cypriniformes, Cyprinidae.